This is a messenger RNA of Cladocopium goreaui, 1830 nucleotides long. The record is from the annotation of a GenBank genome assembly. NCBI's taxonomy places the organism in Eukaryota, Dinophyceae, Suessiales, Symbiodiniaceae.
AUGCCGGCCUCACCUCCGGAAGAGUUGAGCAACAAGGCUGUUGAUGCUCUGUGGACAGCUGCGUUGGAUGUUGUGAAGGACAAUUUCAAUGCUGCGGAGCACCUUCCCAAAAAAGUCUACGAUUUCCUGCUACCAAUAGCUGCUUCGACGUGCCAAGGCCUCUUCUCCACUGUCAUGAUGUUUGCGGCUGCCAUGCCUGCCCUCUCCAAUGGCGCUAGCGUGCGCGUGUGGAACCAGAAGCCUAGCCCCUUGGCUUUGCUUGUGUUGCACAUGGCGCCACCUCAGCGUGGAAAGUCACGGCUCUUUCAAGCAGUGGAACUUAUGUUCGAAACUGCAGAUGACUUUGUCGCGAAGCUCGCCAAGGAGCAAGCAGAUCAAGUAGCCGCCAAGUUGGCACCUCCCGUGGAAGGUGCCGGGCCUUACCCUGAGCUGCAAAUCACGACCAAAUCCAUUUCCCUUCAGAGCUUUACAAUGACGGAAUUCUUCUACAGGUGCUCCGUUGAAUUCCCACAAGUCGAAAUUGCUGGGAAUAAGAAGGACAAAACCGCUGCGCGGGUAUGGUACGGGCAGGCGUUCAACCUGGAUGAGUGCUACGAGUUUCUGGAGCAAAUUGGCUUGUUGGGUGCUCGAGGGGACCGUGGUGACAAGCCUUCCGGCCCAGUGAAUUCCCACGCAAGCACUUUGAACACAUUGGUGCAGCGUGGGAAGACUAAGCGAGCCACUCGAACUUCAACCUCUUAUGAAAGUUCACGGACUCAGCACAUUGCUCUUUCCAUUCUUGGCAAUGGGCACCCAUCCAAACUCAUCAGCAUGGAGCGUGGAUUGGAAGGUGGGCACACUGCUGCCACUAGGGAAAGGUUCUUAUUUGCUGUGGAUGUAUCCACAGCAAGGCAUGGAAAAUUGCCAAAAGAUCUCCUGCGAGCAGAUGAUGAGCUCCCAGCUUGGACAUGGUUGCCUCUGACCCCUCUACAAGCAACCAUCUUCCGGUGGACUAGCCUGCUGAACAACCCACGCCAUUUUGAGGACAUGUCAAAGAUAGAAGAUGAGUCAGACGAGGAAGGGUACCCGGCCGUCCUCCCCGAUGGCGUCAGGUCAAGGGUUCGCUACAUCGAGGGGACAGACACCAACAGUCAGACUGUGGUGGUGCGGACAGAGUGGCGAAUCAGCGGGCGGUGGCUUCUGCACAUUUGCGAAGGUGCGCGCAGGGUCUGCCACCAUUUUGAGAAGAGGCCGCAUUCGGUCCUGACUUUGCGUGAAGAUGCGCAGCGAUUGCUCUUGGGCCACUUGGAUGCAUUAUUGUUGCCGCCCUUGUCGCCAGUCGCCGUGCCUUGCCCACCUCACUCCUUUGCCCCACCUGCACCAACACAAGCUCCACCUUCCCAGCCGGGCCUUCAUGAAGAGGGGCAGACCGUGCCUGCAGAGCCUGAUGCGCAUGUGCCAGUGGAUGUGCCGGCAGGAGUCUUGCAAGAUGAGGAAGACAACUCUGGAGAAAUGCCUGCGCCUGUUCCUCUGAAGUUUUCUGAUUUGGAAGCGCCAGAAACCUUCUUCGCCAAAGGGUUCGGCAACAACAAUUCAAUGCUGCUUGCCUCCCCGGAUGGUCUUCUCAAGGACCGCGAGCUUGUGCAGAAAUUGCUUUUGCUCGGACGCAGCGAAAUCAAAAUGUCCAAGGUUGUAGACGUCUAUCAUGUGGUCAAGCGGGUUGACGGAAAGAGGCGGAAAGCUCGACCAAGCCAAGCGACUGUUUCUCGCCAUAUUGCUCUUCUUUUUGAAGGCGACAAAGGUGUUAAAUUUCAAAAGUCUGGGUGGGUUCAGGUGGAAAUGGCGCCCUAA